Molecule: messenger RNA, 802 nt
Organism: Antrostomus carolinensis (chuck-will's-widow)
Lineage: Eukaryota; Metazoa; Chordata; Aves; Caprimulgiformes; Caprimulgidae
Gene: ZNF346
Product: zinc finger protein 346
Exons: 4
Coding region: 63-593 (176 amino acids)
Molecular function (GO): zinc ion binding; double-stranded RNA binding
Source: RefSeq, a predicted model, not a curated record
AGGACAGCAAGCAGGAAGGCAGCAGUGGGGAGGACAGGAACAAGUGUUGUCCCAUCUGCAACAUGACCUUUUCCUCUCCGGCUGUGGCAACGUCUCACUACUUGGGCAAGACUCAUGCCAAGAACAUGAAGCAGCAGUCACCCAAAGUGGAAGAAGCAGUGCCCCCACAGAAACAUCCUGCUACCCUCCCCACCUCUACUGUGUCUUCUAACGAAGAGAACAAGGACAUUACAGACCCAGACAAGUUCUGUAGCCUCUGCCAUGCCACUUUCAACAACCCCCUUAUGGCAAAACAGCAUUAUGUAGGCAAGAAGCACAGAAAGCAGGAGACCAAACACAAGCUGAUGGCACACUAUGGCCGAACCCCUGAUGCACCAGCAUCGUCCUUCAUGGCUGGGAAGGGGUACCCCUGCAGCACAUGUAACAUAGUGCUGAACUCCAUAGAGCAGUACCAAGCUCACAUCAGUGGCUUCAAACACAAGAAUCAGAUGCCAGGAGCAGUGCCGGUUAUCGGACCAUUCCCGCCACAGCAGUAUGUCCGGGAAGAAUCAACUGCCCCAGGAGGCUACAGUUAUUUCAGCCAAGACUUCUAGAGCAAGUUGCAGCACUGUUCUUGGAGUUGUUGGUGGCCCAAGAACGCACAUCCUUUGCCAGCCCACAAUGGUUUCAUUAUCCCUCUGGAUAAGCAAAGCCCUACCCUCCUGUAUGCACCCGUUGAGCAGAACGGGGACUGAAUCUGUCAGAAAAAGGAUACAGCUGGAAGAGACUUGCUAGACAGCAAAUACUUCACUCCCUUAGAGUA